Molecule: messenger RNA, 1281 nt
Organism: Oryctolagus cuniculus (rabbit)
Lineage: Eukaryota; Metazoa; Chordata; Mammalia; Lagomorpha; Leporidae
Source: RefSeq, a predicted model, not a curated record
GGAGUCACUGGGUACAUGCUCCCCACGUAGGAUCUCAGUCCUUAAUGUGUUUUACUAUGAAACUUAAAAACAACACUAACUAGUCGAACAAUACUCUAUACCUUGUGCGGUUGUGUGAGGGCAGCCUGUUGAAAUCCUUGCUUAGUGUAUACUAAGUUGAUCUUCUGUAUAUGAAGCCUAUUUGCGAAACCACAGAUCUCUCCAGGACAGUUGGCACCCGGACACAGCAGAGGAGAUGCCUACAGGCAUGGGAGGACCCAUUCUGCUGUGUAUAGCUUUUCUGCUCUUCUGUAACUCCAGAUGGCACACUAGCAGUUAUGCUGAAAUCUGUGGUGUCUUUGUACCCACCAUGGAAUAGAAUAUUUAGAGGAGAGGCUGUAACUCUUACAUGCAAUGGGGACAAGUCUCUUGAUGACAACUCCACUAAGUGGACCCGUGAUGGCAUCGCUUUAGCAGAGACAACUUCACAUUUGGAAAUCUUGAAUGCCACCUUCCAGCACAGUGGGCAAUACCAAUGUCAAAGCCCCAGUUUUAACCAGAGUGAUCCUGUGUACCUGGAAGUCUUCAGUGAUUGGCUGCUCCUACAGGUCUCUCCUAAUGUGGUGACAGAGGGUAAGCCCUUCUUCAUCAGGUGCCAUGUUUGGAAGAAUUGGGAUGCCUACAAGGUAAUCUACUACAAGAAUGGCAAAGGUCUCAAGUACUGGUAUGAGAAUCACAACAUCUCCAUCACGAAAGCCACACUUGAAGACAGUGGCACCUACCACUGUGAGGGUGACCUUAAGCCACGACAUUAUGUUUCUGGUCCCAUCAACAUUACCGUAAUCAGAGCUCACCAAAGGAAGCACUGGAUACCAUUUUUUAUCCCAUUGUUGGUGGUUAUUCUGUUUGCUGUGGAUACAGGGUUAUUCAUCUCAACUCAGAAGCAGUUCAUAUUUAUCCUGAAGAUUAAGAAGACCAAGAGGGGCACCAAACUCUAAAGCCACAUCUUAAGACAGACUCCAAAAGAACUGAUGGCAUUGCUCAAGAAACUUUGCAACAGCAUUUUUUCCUAGCACCAACAAUUGUUUCUCAAAUGUCAAAUAGAGCUUGCACCACACAUAGUAAAGUCUGUGCUCUAAAAUUUACAGAACUACUAAAUUGAACUAGCUAUAACUGUUAAGUGGCAUAUAAUAGUAAGUGCUUGAUAAACAUUGGUGGAAUAAGUGAAACUAGUAGACUCAUUUGUUAUCAUUUGUAAAAGAGAAGCACAAUUGAAAUAAAAUCAACGUGAAACCAUGUUAA